UCUGUCUGCACACACACGCACGCACACAUGAGCCUCUUUGAGCACUAUGUCCAAUCUGGACGCAAGCGGCCAAGCCAAAAAGCAACUCCCAAUACGCCUUGUGAUUCCAUUGUCGCUUCUCACCGUCGGGCGCUACUUCAACAAACGCAACGCAACGUAGCGGUGAAACCUCCAAAUGUCUGCUGUUGAAAAUGUGUACUUAGAACUGUUAACCUCAAGUCGGCUUGAACAAGAAAACAAGAAUGGAAAACCAAUUGCCAGACUGGGAAAGCUUCAUCAACGAGCACUCUCGCUUCCCAAAUGCAUGCUUAGUGAGUGAGCCAAGGCAAGAAAAGGCGACGCAACACAGUUGUAGCUGUGUCCCCGUCCACAUUUUGGGGCAUCAAAUUCAAGGAGAGGAAACGUUUGCAUACCCACAAACAAUGUUCAUUGGUUGAUUUAAACAUGUAAUAUCUUAUCUUUGUGGUGUAUUAAAUGGAAAGGCUAGAAAUGAAGGAUAUGCUAACCAUUAUAUUCUGCUCUGUUGACAAUUUACACAGGUUGAUUGGAAAUGGGCUUCCAAGCAUAAAAGCUCAAAAUGAAAAGAAAGAGAGGGAACUGCAGCUUAGACUUGUGCUUGUUUCCACACGAUCCCCGCUGAGUUUGGGCAGAACUUGGACUGGUGGUCGCCAGUCGAGUGUCAGGAGCAAGACGAGAGGCUGAACGUGACGUCACGGCAGCUAACACGACGUGCACAAAGUCAAACUCGCCGUGAAGCAAACGAGGAGGAAGAAAAUGUGUGACGGCGCGCCCCCUGCUGCUCAGUGUUUGACAUGUCACCUUCACGGCGGACAAAACGAGGUCUAGUUGUCCAGCCAGCCAUGAGCGAGUGGAGCGGCGAAGAUGGGAAGUGGCUGGACGCCCAUUUUGACCCAGUGGCGGGACUGCGCACCUUCACUUCCUGCGCGGCGCUGGCCGACUUGAGCGGGGAUGGGGACGGUCGACUGGUGGUGGCCGACCUUGGCGGCGGCGGAGGUGGCGGGGCGUCCAUGAAGCUGAAGGUGUACGGAGGCACAGCGCUGAGCAGCGAGAGCGUCCUGCUGGACCUUCCAUGCGGCCUCGCGGCCUUCUUCAUGGACCUGCACGAGCCUCGCGUUCCCGCCGUGGCCGUGGCGUCCGGACCCUGCGUGUACGUCUACAAGAACCUCAGACCCUACUUCAAGUUCACGCUGCCCGGACUUGACGUCAACACACUGGAACAGGAUGUAUGGCAGCAGGCCAGGGAGGGGCACAUUGACCCCCCCGCCGUUAAGGAGACGUUGGAGAGCCUCCGAAAGAAGGCCGACGUGCCGCUGUCAGUGCGCUCGCUCCGCUUCCUGUCUCUGGAUAAUGAGCACCUGGAGGGCUUUGUCCAGCUGCACAAAGAGCAGCCCAUCAAACGUCAGACAGUUAUCACGUGCAUGGGCACGCUGAAGAAAAGCACGGCGGAAGAAGACGGCGUCAGCUGCUUGCUGAUUGGCACAGAGAGCGCCCAUCUUUACGUGCUGGACCCCGAGGCCUUCGUCAUCCUCGCCAAGCUGGCGCUGCCGGCCCCUCCCACCAUGAUGGACGCGACGGGUCAGUAUGACGUGGAGUUCCGGAUCACGGCGGCGUGUCGGAACGGGAACGUCUACAUCCUGCGCAGGGACUCGGACAAAGCCAAGUACUGCGUGGAGCUGUCGGCGCAUCCCGUGGGCCUGGUGAGGGUCGGCAAGAACAUAGUGGUGGGAACCACGGACCAGAACCUGCAGGGAUUAACGCAGAAGGGCAAGAAGUUGUGGAAGGUGCUCCUUCCGGCCCCCAUCUGCACCAUGGCCGGCAUGGACCUUCCCGCUCGAGGCUUCCAGGGGGUCCUGGUGGGUCUUGCCAACUGCGAGGUCCACUUAUACAGGGACAAGAACCUGGUGAGCACCAUCAAGACUCCGGACACAGUGAGCGCUAUUUGCUUCGGGCGCUACGGGCGAGAGGACGGGACCCUGGUCGUGACCAUGAAGGGCGGCGGGCUGAUGGUGAAAAUCCUCAAGAGGACGGCGGAGUUCCGAGACCGGGACAGUGCUCCCGGACCUCCGGCCGCGCAGAGUGUCCGUCUCGACGUGCCCAAGAAGACCAAACUCUACGUGGACCAGACACUAAGAGAGCGCGAGAGCAGCACAGCCAUGCACCGGGCCUUCCAGAUGGACCUGGUCCGCCUGCGACUGGCGGCGGCCAAGGCCUACGCCAAGGCCCUGGAGUCCAGUCUGACUCCGGUGUCGUCCAGGCCCGGGCGCUCGCUCAAAAUGAAUGCCGUGGUCCAAGGUCUGGGCCCGUCCUUCAAGCUCACGCUCAAUGUUCAGAACACGGCGGCGUGCCGGCCCGUGCUCAACCUGGCCAUCAGCUUCCUGUACGAUCAAAGCCUGUACAGGAUGAGGAACCCCUUCUUGAAGAUCCCGCUGCUGGUGCCGGGACUGGUCUACCCGGUCCAGACCCUGGUGGAGUGUACCAGUGACCAAGGCAUCUCUGACAUUAUCAAAGUUGUUGUCCUGCAUGAAGAGCAGAGCACCCCACUGCUCACGGCGCACAUUAACAUGCCCGUCAGCGAGGGGAUCAACUGAAACGCUUAGCUUAGCUCAGUUUAGCCCAAGCCUGACUCUUUUUUUAGCUUCAUAUAGCUUGGCUCAGUUUCCAGCCCGGACGGUGGCGGAAAGCGUACGGGGCCCCAGGGAGCCAGCCGCAGGCACUCCCGUGAAAAGGGUAGCGUGACUAGCGUCCAAUGUUGAUCUUCCUGUCCUGAAGAAAAAAAAACUAAGGUGUAACUAUCGAUAUGAAAUAGUCUAUAGCAA
Molecule: messenger RNA, 2837 nt
Organism: Syngnathus typhle (broad-nosed pipefish)
Lineage: Eukaryota; Metazoa; Chordata; Actinopteri; Syngnathiformes; Syngnathidae
Gene: bbs1
Product: Bardet-Biedl syndrome 1
Exons: 8
Coding region: 813-2609 (598 amino acids)
Biological process (GO): non-motile cilium assembly; protein localization to cilium
Cellular component (GO): axoneme; BBSome; centrosome
Molecular function (GO): smoothened binding; patched binding
Source: RefSeq, a predicted model, not a curated record